AUGGAUCCUGAAUUUUACGUCGAGUACAAGAUUGAUGACGAAAAUCGAUUAGCAUUCCUUUUUUGGGCCGAUGGUAUGAGUAGAAGAGACUACAUGUUAUUCGGGGAAGCAAUUGCUUUUGAUACAACAUACCGCACCAAUAAGUAUAAUAAGCCAUUGACUGUAGUUGUUGGCGUCAAUCACCAUUUUGAAACUUGUGUGUUCGGUUGCGCAGUUUUACUUGAUGAGACGGAAGACGCUUAUAUUUGGUUCUUGAGGGUGUUCCUUGAUUGCAUGGGCAACAAAAAACCAAAAGUAGUCCUCACUGAUAAUGAUGAAAGGAUGGGAUUCACAAUCAGACAUUUGUUACGAGACUCUACCCAUCGACUUUGUGCAUGGCAUCUAGGGAACAAUGCCACAAAGAAUAUUAAGAUUCCAGAUUUCAACAAAGGCUUCUUUGACUUAAUAUACAACUACUACACAGUGGAAGAGUUUGAAGAAAAAUGGGCCGCUUUGUUGGCACAAUUCGGCCUUGAAGAAAAUUCUUGGUGUCGUACUAAAUACAACACACGUGGUCAAUGGGCAGAGACGUUCUUAAGAGGGGUUUUCUAUGGAGGCAUGCGAACAACCCAAAGAUGUGAGUCUAUGAACAAUGUACUCAAGAGAUUCUUACUUGCUAAUUACAGUUUACGAGAGUUUGUUUCACAAAUUACCCAUGCUAUUGGCACAAUGCGCCAUAAUGAAGCCGCUAAAGAUUUCAAAAGCAUGCAUACCGUCCCUCAUAUUCCCGCUGGUAAGACAGAUUUCUUGCAAACAUAUUACAAACAGGCCGCCGCAAUUUUCACCAGAAACAUAUAUUAUAAAGUAAAAGAACAGAUUGAGGAAGAGCAACCCUAUUCAAUUUCUCAUCGGGAAGAUCAAGGGGAUUCAUACCUCUUCUCUUUAGCUAGAUUCCAAUACGGUACGAUAAGACACCGAGUCUUAUAUAACAAAGAGAAGAAUGAGUUAAAUUGUUCGUGUUUGUUGUUUGAGUCCGAUGGUAUUCCAUGCAAGCAUAUAUGGUGUGUAAUGAAAAGUCUUGACAUUCGAGUUAUACCAGAAUCCUUAAUAUUAACUCGUUGGCGAAAGGAUGUCAAGACUUCUUCCUCUACACAAGUUGGUGAACACUCAUCCGAACAUCAAAAGAUGACCCAAUUGUCAAGGUUUGGAGCGCUCAAUGCUUAUUCAAACUCAAUGAAUUUCUUUGCAUCACACUCAGAAGCAACAUUCCAAAUGGCAAAGAUGGAGUUGGAAAAACUUAAUACCAUCUUUAGGGCGUCUUACGAGGAGGGACAGAAUAGCCAAAACUCACAACCAACCACAACAUAUCGUGAUAAUCCAAACAUAAUCCAAGAUCCUGUAAGAGUGAGGACGAAGGGCAUGGCCUCAACGAAUUCUAGAAAAGGAACAAAUGAUGGAGUACAAGGAGGUAGGCAAUGCACACUUUGUGGAGGUCGAGAUCAUAAUAAACGAACUUGUAUGAGAAGGACAGGGGUCUAA
Cannabis sativa is the source of this 1518-nucleotide messenger RNA. RefSeq names its product protein FAR1-RELATED SEQUENCE 5-like. Gene Ontology annotation, molecular function: zinc ion binding. The record is from RefSeq and is a predicted model, not a curated record. Bases 1 to 1518 code for a protein of 505 amino acids. Gene Ontology annotation, biological process: regulation of DNA-templated transcription. The transcript is spliced from 2 exons. NCBI's taxonomy places the organism in Eukaryota, Viridiplantae, Streptophyta, Magnoliopsida, Rosales, Cannabaceae.